CAAUCAAGCGAGUUCCUAGAAAGGGGGGAGAAGAAAAAUAAAAGAAAGGAAAUAAACGUUUCAGAUUUCUCUCCUUCGAAAUCCUUGAAGAUUGGGUUUUCUGUUUUUCUUUAUUUUUUCUUCAGAGAGAGAGAGAGAGAGAGAGAGAGAUGGACCCAUUUCAAGACGACGGUUGGGAUAUUCUCGAUUACAACAACAUCAUUCAAGACAACAAUCCCUCCUCGGAUCUCUACUGGAACAACAAUCAAAGUACUGGCAUGGUAUUUGAUGCUUCAUUUACGAGUGCUGUUUCUGAGGAAAAAGUAUGUUCACGGAAAAGGGGGCGCAGCGAAUCCUGUGCUGGGCCAGGAUCAAAAGCUUGCCGCGAGAAAAUGCGUAGGGACAAGAUGAACGACAGAUUUUCAGAUUUGUGCUCUGUUUUGGAGCCUGGAAAGCCUGCGAAGACUGAUAAGUCGGCCAUAAUCGGCGAUGCUAUCCGCAUUUUGAACCAGCUAAGAAGUGAAGCUCAGGAGCUCAAGGAGGCAAAUGAAAAGCUUCAGGAAGAAAUACAAGUUCUAAAGGCCGAGAAGAACGAGCUUCGUGAAGAGAAACUCCAACUGAAGGUGGACAAAGAAAAAAUGGUGCAGCAGGUGAAGUCGAUGAGUGUUCUACCUGUUGGGUUUGUGCCACCGCAUCCAGCAGCAGCCUACCCUGCUGGAGUAAACAAGAUGUUGGCCUUCCCCGGCUACGGCGGGUUUCCCAUGUGGCAAUGGAUACCCCCAGCUGCCCGUGAUACAUCCCAAGAUCACACGCUUAGGCCUCCUGUGGCAUAGUUCUUCCGUUAGGAUUGCUUGCACUAUUCAUAAUUGCUUGAUAAAAUUGUUUUGACACUCUUACUGCCCCUUUCUCAAAUGUAAAUAGUUUUGCCAAUGUUAAUUAACCCUUUUUUUAGAUGCACA
Molecule: messenger RNA, 938 nt
Organism: Magnolia sinica
Lineage: Eukaryota; Viridiplantae; Streptophyta; Magnoliopsida; Magnoliales; Magnoliaceae
Product: transcription factor bHLH104-like
Exons: 5
Coding region: 150-812 (220 amino acids)
Biological process (GO): regulation of DNA-templated transcription; intracellular iron ion homeostasis
Molecular function (GO): protein dimerization activity; DNA-binding transcription factor activity
Source: RefSeq, a predicted model, not a curated record